Messenger RNA from Penicillium subrubescens, 2044 nucleotides. RefSeq names its product cytochrome P450. NCBI's taxonomy places the organism in Eukaryota, Fungi, Ascomycota, Eurotiomycetes, Eurotiales, Aspergillaceae. The annotation marks the transcript as partial. Gene Ontology annotation, molecular function: iron ion binding; oxidoreductase activity, acting on paired donors, with incorporation or reduction of molecular oxygen, reduced flavin or flavoprotein as one donor, and incorporation of one atom of oxygen; heme binding. The record is from RefSeq and is a predicted model, not a curated record. The transcript has 2 exons.
AGCAGUGCCCCGAUCCUAAAUGCAACUGGCCACCAUUUCUCGUAUAUAAUUACGCUCGUCCGCCCUCUCUGUUCACACCAUGAGCUACCCUCGCCCCUUGACUCCCGCCGCUCCGCGACCAUGAACUAUACCUUCGUCCUGGGCUUUGCGGCCGCGGCCGCGGUCCUCCAGAUCAUUCGCAUGGUGCUAGCUUCAUGGCAGCACUCGCGCAAGGCUCGCGAGCUGGGCUGUGGCAGUCUGCCUUUGUUCCCCUGCAAGGACCCCAUCGGCAUCGAUACCUUGAAGCAGUCGCUGGCCGCCGACAAGGCGAAGCUCUUGCCGGAGCUGUCGUCGAGUCGUGUCGGGAUCGUGAGUGAACAGGAGGGCCGCUACGUCACUACCUAUGUGUUACGCAACCUUGGUCGCAACCUGGUGUUUACCAUUGAUCCUAAAAACAUCCAGGCCGUUCUGGCCACCCAAUUCAAGGACUUUGAGCUGGGCGAGGUGCGCCGUCAUAGUAUGCACCCGUUGCUCGGCACUGGAAUUUUCACCGCCGAUGGAGAGGAAUGGUCCCGAUCCCGUGGAUUGCUGCGCCCACAAUUCACUCGCGAGCAAAUCAGUCAGCUCGAAUUGGAGGAACAACAUGUGCAGAAAGCAAUGCAGGCCCUGCCCGUUGCUACUAAUGGCUGGACCGCGGCGACCGAUCUUCAGACCAUUUUCUUCCGUUUGACUAUCGACUCCGCCACCGAGUUCUUAUUCGGUGAAAGUGUAGAGAGCCAAUUGGGUGCAAUUAAAGGCCUGCAGCGACCCGAGGACUCGUUUGCCUACUUCUUCGACAAGUCGCAGUGGGUCUGUGCCCAGCGCAGCCGCUUCGAGAAACUCGCCUUCGUCGUGAACAACAAGGAAACCCGGUACUCGGAUAAACAGGUGCACGACUUUGUGGACCGGGUUGUAAGCAAUGCCCUAAGGGCCGUGGAAAGCGGCAAGCCCCCCGUCGACGAGGAAAAGUCCCAGCACUAUGUCUUCCUCGAUGCCCUGGUCUCCGUCACCCGCGACCCCAUCGAGCUGCGCUCACAGCUCCUAAAUAUCCUCCUCGCCGGUCGUGACACUACCGCCUCCCUCCUUAGCUGGACCGUUAUGAUGCUCGCACGCCACCCGGAGACCUUUAAGAAGCUGCGCGAGACUGUCAUCGAGAACUUUGGUACCUACUCCAACCCGCGAAACAUCACUUUCGCCACCCUCAAGUCCUGCCAGUACCUGCAGUACUGCAUGAACGAGUCCCUCCGCCUCUUCCCUGUCGUCCCCUUCAACCGCCGCGCCGCCACCCGCGACACGACUCUCCCACGCGGCGGUGGCCCGGACGGCCAGUCCCCCGUUUACAUUAAGAAGGGCCAGGCCGUCGUGUACAGCACGCACGUCAUGCACCGCCGCAAGGAUCUUUGGGGUCCCGAUGCGGAUGAGUUCAAGCCCGACCGCUGGUUGAACCGCAAGGUCGGUUGGGAGUAUAUUCCGUUCAAUGGUGGCCCACGUAUCUGUAUUGGACAGCAGUUUGCCCUCACGGAGGCUGGAUACGUGCUUGUUCGUCUGUUGCAGCGCUUCGAUCGUAUCGAGGAUGUUAAUGCUGACCAGAAGAUUCGCUGGGGUAUUACUUUGACUAGCUGCCCGGCAGAUCUAUUGACUGUCCGCAUGCACCAGGCGGAUGAUGCUUGAAGAUCUUGAUAUUGAUAUAUUGAGUGUGGAAAAGGUGGUGAUCUUGGACAUUUAGGUGGCUUUUUGAUUGCCCCUCUCAUUUUCAGUCCCAUUUUUGGUUUGGGGCUUUACACUGUGGUUCCAUUUGCAUUGGCCUUGUGUUGACAUCUCUGUAACGGAUUUCUCGCUGUGUAUGAGAGAUUUGGCCCGUGAUACGACGUUUACGACUUAAUAUAUGCAUUUACAGAUGUAAUUUACUGUUCUAGAUAUUACUUUUGGUGCUGAGCGAGGGUGGUCAUAGGGUGCAUGUAGAAAGAUGUUCUCGUACUCGUUUCCAUCUUUGAUCCAUACCGCGAUGUGGACGAGAAGAAUCCAU